AUGCCACCGCGCUACAUUUUAACGGUGCGAGGCGAACGCUAUAAAAACUCGAGCGGGGAGAAGCCUUCGCUUCGCAUGACGGCGGUCAUCUCGCGGGUGCCUGGCGGUCGCAUCGACAGCGGCGAGCUGAGCACGUCCCUCCCGGCCAUGACUACGCGGUUCAGGAGCAUUCCUGGAUAG
Aphanomyces astaci is the source of this 180-nucleotide messenger RNA. RefSeq lists its product as hypothetical. The coding region runs from base 1 to 180 and encodes 59 amino acids. NCBI's taxonomy places the organism in Eukaryota, Oomycota, Saprolegniomycetes, Saprolegniales, Verrucalvaceae. The record is from RefSeq and is a predicted model, not a curated record. The transcript has 2 exons.